AUGGAAGCCGUGCUGGUUUUUCUGGAGGGUGUGCAUGCCCUGGCUACUGUCAACAUGGAUCGUAAAUGGUAUGCGAAGAAUCAACAGAAGGACAUUGGAAAAUGGCACCGAAUUGUGAGCGUGUUUCGCUCUUUGGUUUUCCUCUGCCACCUGAUCGUGCUCAUCGUCAUUACGGCGCUUCAACAAGCUACUGAAGAGCAUACUUACUUCUGGAUCAGCUGCUCGAUUUACGGACUAAUCACUCUCCUGAUUUUGCUGUUCAUUGGAGGUUCGUUAUUUCAUUUUCAUUAAUGUAAAUAAUAUACUCGUGAUUUCAGCGCAGCACAAAAUUCUUAGCAGCUACCACCUCCAACUUCAUCCGCUUCUCCGCGAAGAAGGCAACAAACAGCAGCAUCCCGGCAACAUCACUUUAUUCUAA
Messenger RNA from Caenorhabditis sp. 36 PRJEB53466, 418 nucleotides. The record is from the annotation of a GenBank genome assembly. Lineage: Eukaryota; Metazoa; Nematoda; Chromadorea; Rhabditida; Rhabditidae.